ACAUAAAAUUGAGAUGAAUAGUUCAAGGUUGUGGCAAGUUAUGCCUUUUGGGUUGCCUAUACGUAUGUGGUAUGUAGAAGAAAUUAAGAUCAGUAGCGGGCGAAAACACACAUUUAUCUGGCCAUUUUAAACGUUUUGCAGCUUAACAAUAUAUUCUGUGAUUCCGAACAUAAAAUGCAGAAUCAGUAACGUGUGUCCAUUUGAAACUUUUUGCAGCAAAAUAACAGAAAUAAGUAUAUGAUCGUACGAUUCUGUCGUGCUCCGCAGAUGUUCUGUUUCGGUCAGUUGUUUUGUGCACCGUGACUCCCUCAGCAACGCGCAAGCGCUUUAAUGUCAAUUUUGCCCGUUUCCUGUUCACUCCAUGUGUUCACUAAAGUUUACUCAUGUGGUAGUUGGUAGUCAGGUAUCAGUUUCAGUUAAAUUGGUAAAAAUUUUGUUACUUUGCCUUUGUGUUUUGUUUUUGCGGCUGAGGAGCUAUAACCUAUAACAAUUAACAAAGACUUGUAACUCGAGGAGAACAGGUGAGUACGCACAAAUUUUGUAAUUUCUAUAGAAAAUUAGACUGAGAUCCCACAGAAAAUUUAAGACUAAGAAUUAGAAUCAUUUAAUAGAAACCCAGAUUAUUGCGACCAUAUAGAUUCUUUUCAGAUUCUUUGAGAUUCUAUAAAAUUAAGAUUAAGACGUACUUACUGAACUGAACAUUUAGUAGUGGUUAAUUUGAAUCGUUCAUUUCUGUGUAUUUUGUGAAAUUGGCUCUAAAUAUUCUGUAUCAUUACAUUAUUAGUAGUUUAUCAUUAUGCCUCGGAGAAAGGUUGAGUUGAGUUCUGAGGAAGAAGUGGAGUUAAUUAAACUUAGGCGAAAAAAGAGGACUGAAGCAGAACGCCAACGGAGAGAAACUAUGCGAACUAGCAAACAAACCUCUCAUUCCGAGAUUAGAUCUAGAGUUCAUGACGAGAUUCAAGUUAACAUACGUAACAGCAUUUUGCCGAAACACUGUCAAAUGAAUUAUCGAUCAAGACAAAAAGGUUAUAUUGAUACUUCUUUACUUGCAAUAGAUAAUGAGCUCGGUAAUGAAAUACUCGAACAUUAUAUUGGUGCUAUGUCUGUUACCUGUAUGCAUUGUAGUGCAAAACAUUUUCCCUCUGAAAGAGUUGCUAAUAAAGGUAAUUCAUUCAAUGAAUGUUGUAAUCACGGUGAAGUAUUAUUACAACCUUUACCUGUAUUUCCUACAAUUUUACAAUCAUUAUUCAACGGUUCUCAUCUAAAGUCCAAAAAUUUUUUUGAACACAUUCGAAGCUAUAACAGCUCAUUUGCAUUUGCAUCAUUUAAUGCUAAUCUUGUGCAUUUCAAUUCGACACGUAAAGGUCCAUUUUGUUUUAAAAUACAGGGACAAAUAUAUUAUCAGAUAAAUACAGCACUUUACCCAUCUUCUAAUGAGGCCCCAAGUUAUGGUCAGCUUUUUAUUGUUGACAGUGAUGAGGCAGUAGAAUUUCGUUUAAGUUGUAAUUCAAAGUGUGAUUCAGAAAUUGUGAAAUUAAUUGAGAAUGUUAUGCGUGAACAUAAUGUGUACGCUCAGUCAUACCAAAUGAUGGCUGAGGAGCUGGAAAAUCAGAGGUCAAAUUGCAAUAUUGUAAAUGACGAAUCUGAAUUACAUCUUUUAUUUACAUUGAAGCCUGGUAUGGAUAAGAAUCGUUACAAUUUCCAAAGGGUUAAUGAAGUCGCUGCAGUUUUUUCCACAACAGCUGAUGGUGAUAUUCCAGAGUCCUAUGUAACAGUAAGAAAUAAAAGUGAUAAAUCUUUACAAUAUGUUAGUACUAUGGAUGCUAAUGUGGAGCCAUGGAUUUAUCCUUUGUUUUAUCCAUAUGGUACUCGCGGCUGGCAUUCGGCAAUAUCUUGUACUAAGAAAAAUAGACGAGUCAGUCGAGCUAUGUAUACGAAAUAUAGAAUGGCAGUUCGUGAUGAAUUUAAUCCAUUCUUAAUGGGACGUCGAUUAUUUCAGCAAUGGUUAGUUGAUAGUUAUGUGAAAAUUGAAAAAGAUAGAAUACAGUUUUGUAAAGACAAUCAAAAGAAAUUACGGGCGGAAUCUUACCAAGGUUUGAUAGAUCAUUUAGAAAAGAGAUCUCAACGUAAUCACCAAAGUAUUGGAAAAAUGGUAAUUUUACCAUCAACAUUUCAAGGAUCUCCUCGAAAUAUGUUGCAAAAUUAUCAAGAUGCCAUGGCAAUUGUACGUAAAUAUGGCAAACCAGAUCUUUUCAUUACAAUGACUUGUAACCCCAAGUGGAAAGAGAUCAGAGAGAAUUUGAUGGAUGGACAAACUGCUGCUGAUAGACCUGAUGUAGUGGCAAGAGUAUUCAAUAUAAAACACAAAACCUUAAUAGAUUUAAUUGUAAAUAAAGGUUUUUUUGGAGCUGUACAAGCGUAUGUUUAUGUGAUUGAGUUUCAAAAACGCGGGUUACCACAUAUGCACAUGUUAGUAAGCUUAAAGCAAUCUGAAAAAAUAACAACUCCCGAAGUAGUUGAUCGAUAUAUAACUGCGGAAAUCCCAAAACCUGAAGAACAACCAAUAUUAUACGAUAUUGUUUCAAGAAAUAUGAUACACGGUCCAUGUGGAAAUUGGUGUUUAACAGAGCAGAACGCCUGUUCUAAACAUUUUCCAAAGCAUUUUAAUGAACGGACAACUUUAGACGAAUACGGUUAUCCCAGUUAUCGUCGUAGAAAUACUGGACUUUCUUUCAAACGCUUUGACGGAUAUAUAUUUAAUAAUCAGUAUGUUGUGCCAUAUAAUUCAACUUUGUUAAAAUUAUUCAAUGCUCACAUUAAUGUUGAAGUGGUGUCCAGUGUAAAAUCUGUUAAAUAUUUAUAUAAAUACAUAUACAAAGGUCACGAUGCUGCAGGAAUAACUAUUGGCGAAACAAACAAUGGAAUUAUUGAUCACGAUGAAAUUCGUGAUUUCAUCGAAACGAGGUAUGUUGGACCAGUGGAAGCUGCUUGGAGAAUUAUAGGUAUACCUUUACAAGGGAAAAGUCAUUCAAUUACAAGAUUACCAGUGCAUUUACCAAAUCAACAGAAUGUUGUAGUCAGAGAUGAUUGUGAUGAAAAUGAAAUAAGAAAUGCUUUAGAGAAACAAACAAUGCUGAUUGAUUAUUUUGCGUUGAAUGCGCGAGAUUCUCAAGCUUCACAGCAUUUAUAUGGAGACAUACCAAGUCAUUAUGUAUUUAAAAAAGAUGUUACUGGUGAAUAUAAUUGGCAACGACGUCAGAAACAAUUCAGUGUUAUUGGACGCAUGUACUCUGUAAGCCCCAGUCAAGUUGAACUAUUCCAUUUACGAUUAUUAUUACUACAUAGGAAAGGAGCUAAGAGCUUUGAAGAUCUUAAAACAAUAAAUCGAGAGGUACAAGAUUCUUACGUAACAACAUGCGUAAUAUUGGGACUUAUUGAAGAUGAUCAUGAAUGGAAAAGGGCUAUGAAUGAGGCUGAAAUUUGGAUGAUGCCAAAACAGUUAAGAUGUUUAUUUGCUCGUAUUUUAAUGCACUGCCAACCAGUUCAUCCGGAAGAGUUAUGGGAAGAAUUUAAAGAAGCAAUGUCACAAGACUAUGAAAGACGUUACGGCAGUAUUGAAGGACAACAAAAAGCCUACAUUCAAAUUAGUUCCAUGCUUUCUGCAGAGGGUUAUAACAUUUCAAUGUAUCCUUCCAUGCAACAAGUAAAUGACACUGAAUAUGCAGAUGAUGUUUCAAAUGAUGAACAAGCAAUAGAAGCAGCAUCACGACAAUAUGAACAUCUGAAUGAAAAGCAGAAACAAAUUGUUGAUAUUAUUUUGGAUCAAUGUGAUGAUGACAUAAAUGAAUCAAUUGUUUCUGAACCUCCAUGUUUUUAUAUUGAUGGUCCAGGAGGCUCUGGUAAAACAUACGUUUAUACAACUCUGUACAGUUUACUGAAGAAAAAGAAUAAAAAUAUUUGCACAAUGGCGUACACAGGCAUAGCAGCAACUUUGCUCCCUAAAGGCAGAACAGUACAUAAGACAUUUGGUUUACCUGUUCCUUUAUUUUGUGAUUCAACUACAAGCAUCAAGAAUAAUUCAAAGCAAGCAGAAUAUCUCAAGGAUGUUGAUGUUUUUAUAUGGGACGAAGCUCCGGUAGCACCAAGGUACGCAUUAGAUGUAAUAGAUAGAACUUUGAGAGAUAUUACUGACUGCAAUGUGCCUUUUGGUGGGAAAAUAAUGGUGUUAGGAGGGGAUUUUAGACAGCUAUUACCCGUCAAAGUAAAUGCUACUCGCUCUGAAAUUGUGAACUUAAGUAUUAAAUGUAGUCCCCUUUGGCAAUAUUUCCGUCAAUUUUCCCUAACAGAAAAUAUGCGAGCUCUACCCAAUGAACAAGAAUUUUCUAAAUUUUUACUUGAUGUUGGGGAUGGGUAUUUAAAUGAUAAAGAUUGUAACUUGGAAUUGCCACCAAAAUGUAUUUAUAAUUUUGAUAUCGUUGAAAAUACAUUUGGUACAAUGAUCAGAGAAAAACGAUUUGCAGAUCUAACUAAAUCAGCUAUUCUUUCAGCAAGAAAUGUUGAUGUAGAAGAAAUUAAUAAUAAAGUCGUGGAAUUACUAGAUGUAAGUAAUGAAAAAAUAUAUACAAGCAUGGAUAGUGUUGAAGGUUGUGAUAAUGGAGAUAUUAACGAAGGAAUUUUACCUGAAUAUUUAAAUACGUUAAACCCACCUAAUUUUUCUCCUCACGAACUAAAAUUAAGGAAAAAUUGUAUUGUGAUGCUGAUAAGGAAUCUCAACGUCAACGAAGGAUUAUGUAAUGGCACGAGGCUAUCAGUUUUAGAGUUGGGAGACAAUGUCAUAAAGUGUAAGAUAUUCACAGGAGAUAAAUCUGGAGAUAUUGUUUUUAUACAUCGUAUAACAUUAUAUUGUGAAAAUGUGUACCCCUUUACUUUUAAAAGAAGACAAUUUCCUAUUAAGAUAGCCUUUGCUAUGACUAUAAACAAAUCACAAGGUCAAACAUUUGAUCAAAUAGGGAUUGAUCUUAGAAAAGAUGUAUUUACUCAUGGUCAAUUAUAUGUUGCUCUCUCUAGAGUUCGGUCUUGGGAAAGUUUAAAGAUUUAUUUAGGAAGUCAGCGAAAAAGUAAUGUGGUUAAAAAUUAUGUUUUUAAAGAAUUAUAUAAAUAAAAAUUGCAUUGCAAUUUGUAGGAAUGAUGAAUGAAAAAUUCUAUUGAGAGCUAAAGUAAAUAUGAAAAAAUAAUUGUAAGCAAUUUGUAGACAUAAAGAAAACUAAGAAAAAUAUACAGGGUGGUGACUGGCGUAACGCAUCAUAGGGAUUUCAAUGUAAA
Photinus pyralis (common eastern firefly) is the source of this 5322-nucleotide messenger RNA. RefSeq lists its product as uncharacterized. Gene Ontology annotation, molecular function: DNA helicase activity. The transcript has 2 exons. Lineage: Eukaryota; Metazoa; Arthropoda; Insecta; Coleoptera; Lampyridae. The record is from RefSeq and is a predicted model, not a curated record. Gene Ontology annotation, biological process: telomere maintenance; DNA repair. The coding region runs from base 797 to 5161 and encodes 1454 amino acids.